UACUGGUUACUGCCACGCUCAAGAGGCAGAGAUGGCUGCAGAACUUGGAGCUUACUUGCUCCAUCAAGGGUACGAUGCAGACAAGAUCACAAUAUUGACAACCUACAGGAAACAGCUCGGCCUGGUGCUAAAACACUUGCGCCACAUUGGAGGUGAUGCUAAGACCAUCAGAGCCACGUGUGUAGACAACUUCCAAGGCGAAGAGAACGAGAUCAUCAUCUUGUCUUUAGUGAGAAGUAAUUCUUCGGGUUGUAUCGGCUUUUUGGAGAAAGAGAACAGAGCGUGCGUCGCGUUAAGCAGAGCCAAAACUGGCUUCUUCAUGCUGGGAAACAUGACGUGCCUGGCGGCGUCCGGGUCCGCCUCGUGGCGGCACGUGAGUGAGGUGCUGGCCAAGGCGGGCCGCGUUGGGCCGGCGCUGCCUCUGGUGUGCCCGCACGGCCUGAGGUUCUCCGCGCUCAGUGCCGCCGACGUCCGGGAAGCCAAGGAAGGCUGCGCCCUGUGCCGCCUGGCCGCCGCCCUCGCCGAGGCCGAGCGGUUCACCGAGACGGUUGCCGCUGAGCUGGACACUGUCAAGAUGGAACUGGCUGCACUAACCGGUGAUGCUGCCAACGAGGAGCUCACUUCAGAGGAACGCCUCGGGGCGCUGGCGAAGAAGGCCGCCCGCCUCAAUACGAAGAAGCGUCUUGAAAGGGAGCUGCGCGUCCGGGAGGCGGAGGAGAAGGCCUUACGGGAGCAGUGCGGAGAAGCUGAGGUGCUGUUCAAGCAGGGGAAGGUAGACCUCGCCACGGAGACCCUCGAGUCGCUGCAGAAGAAGUUAUCAAAGAGUGGAGUGGCGUUUGAAAUGAGUUCCCUGAUGAAAAGACUCGUGCUAACUUAGCUUCUCACUUCAUCAUGGUAGUUUGGGCAUUGGCAUGUUUUCAGUUUCAUCGCCGUAAAAAAAAAAGGACAGCGUUUCUUUCUAAACAAUAUGAGUGUCCAGAUUUGUCAUAUUCUAGUGUUGUUUAUGUAGCUUUGACCUUGGACUUUUAAACAAUUAUUAUGACAACUACGUCUUCUAUCUUUGACAUUUUGUCUCCAUUGUUCCAAGGAGCAGUAUAACUGUAACGUGUCUGUCUGAGAAACGUUUUUUA
This is a messenger RNA of Thrips palmi, 1130 nucleotides long. Its product is annotated as NFX1-type zinc finger-containing protein 1-like. The transcript is spliced from 3 exons. The record is from RefSeq and is a predicted model, not a curated record. Gene Ontology annotation, biological process: regulatory ncRNA-mediated heterochromatin formation. Gene Ontology annotation, cellular component: nuclear RNA-directed RNA polymerase complex. Lineage: Eukaryota; Metazoa; Arthropoda; Insecta; Thysanoptera; Thripidae. The coding region runs from base 32 to 877 and encodes 281 amino acids.